Molecule: messenger RNA, 4540 nt
Organism: Colossoma macropomum (tambaqui)
Lineage: Eukaryota; Metazoa; Chordata; Actinopteri; Characiformes; Serrasalmidae
Product: tripartite motif-containing protein 16-like
Exons: 7
Coding region: 431-2173 (580 amino acids)
Molecular function (GO): zinc ion binding; protein binding
Source: RefSeq, a predicted model, not a curated record
CAGACAGUUUUUGUAGUUUUUUUAGGAUUGUUUUGUAGAAAAUCACAGCAAUGAUGGUAAUAUAUGCUAUAGUUGCUGGGAUCAGGAGGAUCUGAAGGGGGUUUAUAGCUGCCCUCAGUGCAGACACUCCUUCACUCCAAGGCCCAUUUUAGGUAAAAACACCAUGCUGGCUGAAGUGGUGGAGAAACUGAAGAAGACGAAGCUCCACACUGCUUCUCCUGCUGGACCUGGAGAUGGAAUGUGACGUCUCAAAUCCUGCCUGGUAUGUCUGGCCUCUUACUGUGAAACUCACCUCCAGCCUCAUUAUCAGUCUCCUGCCUUUAAGAAGCACAAGCUGGUCAAAGCCUCCAGACGCCUGCAGGAGCAGAUCUGCUCUGAGCAUGAGAAACUGCUGGAGGUUUACUGUCGCACUGACCAGCAGUGUAUCUGCAUGCUGUGUACCAUGGAUGACCACAGAGGGCAUGAUACAGUAUCAGCUGCAGCAGAACGAGCUGAGAAACAGAAUUUCUGUAAAAUGGCAGAGGGCGGUCUCUCAGUGGAUCAGUUCAGCUGUCCAGUUUGUCUGGAGCUACUGAAGGAUCCAGUGACCAUUCCAUGUGGACACAGUUUCUGUAAGGUGUGUAUUAAUGGCUGCUGGGAUCAGGAUGAUCUGAAGGGGGUUUAUAGCUGCCCUCAGUGCAGACGCUCCUUCACUCAGAGGCCUGUUGUGGGUAAAAACACCAUGCUGGCUGAAGUGGUGGAGAAACUGAAGAAGACGGAGCUCCACACUGCUUCUCCUGCUGGACCUGGAGAUGUGGAGUGUGAUUUCUGCACUGGGAGAAAACUCAAAGCCCUCAAAUCCUGCCUGGUGUGUCUGGCCUCUUACUGUGAAACUCAUCUCCAGCCUCAUUAUCAGUCUCCUGCCUUUAAGAAGCACAAGCUGGUCAAAGCCUCCAGACGCCUCCAGGAGCAGAUCUGCUCUGAGCAUGAGAAAUGGCUGGAGGUUUACUGUCGCACUGACCAGCAGUGUAUCUGCAUGCUGUGUACCAAGGAUGACCACAGAGGGCAUGAUACAGUAUCAGCUGCAGCAGAACGAGCUGAGAAACAGAAGCAGUUGGUGGAGACUCAGAGGGAAUACCAGCAGAAAAUUCAGGAGAGAGAGAAGAAGCUUCAGGAGCUGAAAAACACGGUGGAGUAUCACAAGAGCUCUGCUCAGGCAGCACUGAAGGACACUGAGAGGAUCUUUACUGAGCUGAUCUGCUACAUUGAGAGAAAACGCUCUGAGCUAUCAGAGCUGAUCAGAGCUCAGGAGGAGGCUGCAGUGAGAGGAGCUGAAGGAGUCCUGGAGAGACUGGAGCAGGAGAUUGCUGAGCUGAGGAGGAGAAACACUGAGCUGGAGCAGCUCUCACUCACUGAGGACCACAUCCAUUUCCUCCAGAGUUUCCAGUCUCUCUCGGCUCCUCCUGUAUCUGCAGUCUUACCCUCCAUCACUGCCCGUCCUGUCCACUCUUUUGAGAAGGUCAUAAAGUCUGUGUCUCAGCUGAGGAACAAAGUGGUAAAUCUCUGUGAAGACGAGAUCAGAAACUCAUCACUUUGUGUGAAAGAAAUCCAGAUCAUUUGCCUUCCUGAACCCCAAACCAGAGAGGAGUUUCUACACUAUGCCUGUGAGCUCACACUGGAUCCAAACACAGCGAACCAAUACCUCCGUCUCUCUGAAAGGAACAGAGUGGUGACCUGGAGUACCAUAGACCAGCCGUAUCCUGACCAUCCAGAUAGAUUUGAAAGUCAUUCUCAGGUUCUGUGUAGAGAGAGUGUGAGUGGACGCUGUUACUGGGAGGUUAAGUGGAGUGGGAGUGGGGGGGGUUGUAUAGCAGUGUCAUAUAAAAACAUUAGAAGAAAGGGAAACAGUAUUGAGUGUGCAUUUGGACUUAAUGAACGGUCUUGGAGAUUACACUGUUCUCCCUCUGGUUACUCAUUCAUGCACAACAAUGAAAAGACUGAAAUCCCUGCAGUGCCCAGCUCCUGUAGAAUAGGAGUGUAUGUGGAUCACAGUGCAGGAACUCUGUCCUUCUACAGCGUCUCUGCUAAAAUGACCCUCAUCCAUAGAGUCCACACCACAUUCACUCACAGCAUCUACCCUGGGUUUACAGUUUUUCUGGAAUCAUCAGUUAAACUGUGCAGUUCAAAUCAGUAGAUGAUUAAAUGCUCUCCACCGCACUGUAAAUAAUUUCUGUAGUUUCUACAAUAUGGUAAUGUGUUCAAUCUAGUAUGGUACUUGUUAUACAGCAUCCUGUAUUAAAUUCUGGGAAAAUAUUUACAGUACAAACAGAUUGUACUGUAUCAAACAUGUUAUUGUAUGGCUACUAUAAUAUUACAGUAACAAUAUUGUAUUACUACAUCAAAACAUACCAUAUCAUUGGCUUGACUCUAAAACCAGCCAACCCAACGUACUUUUCUGUAGCAGUAAUAUGAUUAGAUAUCUGAUUUCAGCUACCUGUGGGAUUGAGUCUCUAUGGGAUUUCUAUCGUAAUGUUAACGCUGAGCUAACACUGGUAUAUAUUUACUUUCCCAUGUUGAGUUUAAUACUGUACAGCCUCAGCUUAAACACUGACUUUUGGAGCUACAUGUAACAUUUUUGUUGCAGUUUGUCAGUAAAUUCUUUAGUACAUACUUCACAUCAAAGCUAAUGUUUUUAGAAAGCCUGUUAGCCUGUUAGCUUUUAAAACUAUAGAUAUUUGUAGUUUCUGUCAAACUAAUAUGAAACAUUUUUUUGUUAAAAUUCAUUAAUUAGGAUUUGUGGCUCUUUACACUUUUAAGAUACAGUUUACCUGCAGUUUAAAAACUUCAGUUUUAACUCUUUCACAUACAUACUAUUCAAAAAGAGGAUAUUGUUGAUUAAUAUACUGCUGUAAAUAUUUCUCCUGUAUAAUAAAGAUUUGUACUACAUUUAAUAGUACAGUGCAAUAUGUCAUUACUGUAAACACGCAUUACAAUAUGAGAGUUGUAAAUAUUAAUUACAGUAGUUAUGUGCUACAUGCCAAUUAGUUACAGUAAAUUUACUGUAGUAAUUUAGUAAUUUUGUUGCUACUGUGGCUGUUUAUCUGAGAAAAGACAUAUAACAGUUUAACAGUAAUUAACUAUAGUAUAAAGAUCAUAAACUAAUAAUGGGGGAUUUCAUAAAAUCAUAAAAGAAAGUUGCCACUUUCUUCAGACACAUUCUGAAUGUCUGUACAAGUUUGCUGCUACAUGAUGCAUCGCAGUCUCAAUCUGCUAGUAGUAAUAAUUCACACACUACACACACAGGCAUUGAUAUGAUUAUCACAUUUGCUGGGUAUGACCACUUGAGCAAGGGCAGCAGAACUAACCAUCAUUUUAACAAGCUCUCUGAGUGACUAAGCACUGUGUCAGUCAUUGGUCAGGAUACCCCUGACUUACACUAACCCUUCACUAAAACUUGUCACUAAACAACGAUUGACCAAUCGUAGCUUAGCAACUACACAAGCACAGGUAUGCUUUCAAAACAUUACAUAAUGUGUGAGGAAUAAAUCAGAAACCCAAUUUCUCAAGAGUUUUGAGAGGGCAGUGAACCUUUACCCAUUUCCUAAACUGAGCACACAAUAAGAGAGAUGUAGGACGUGGAUUGAACAGUGUGAAACACCACAUUACCAAUUAAACCUGAGAAAAAAAUCAUUGGCUAGCUGUUGAAGUCUUUCUGGUUAACUCACUAGAUUUAGUGUCAUAUGUUUCUGGGCUGCCAUCUUUUACAUUUUUGUUAAAAUAAAAGUCCACCAUGUUUCUUCAACAGUAUUUCUUAGUAUUACAAGUAAAUAUAUUGUUUUCUAUUUUAUAUGCUUACCGUAUGCCUGUAAUGGGACAGAAACAGUCAGACGCUCGCAGAUAGAACGAGCAAAAGAAGAUUUACUAGUCCAUUCGUUAGCCAAAGCCGUUGUCAAAGAACAGGCAAUGGUCAAAUCCAGCAUAAAAUAAAAUACAAAAAUAGGCAAACAUGACAACCAGAGUCAGGCAACCAAAUCCAGAAGGGAGCAACCAGAAGACAAAAAACAAAAAAAGAGUCAAAAAACAGAGAUUACAGGUCAGAACCGGAAUGGAAAACAAACACAUGAGAAAUAACACUUAGUAGCUAUAGAAAGAAGUAAUACCUCACAAAUAACUAUGGCUAACUAACUAGAUCAUAUGAUACAGAGAACAGGUGAACAGAGUCUGUAAUCUGGAAAAUCAGAACGUUGAUAGGUGGAUUGAUAUUAUUUUUUCCACUCAAAUCUCUUAAUAAUUCAGUGGUUGAGACAUAAACAGUCAUUCAGAGUGGUUUGGUGUGAAAUGUUUUUUAAAAAACAAAUUUUAAAAAAAUUGUGCAAAUGCCUUUUAAGUAAAAAACAAUAUUGUAGGUUUUUUCUCUACUCUCCUUCACUUUCAAGUAAACUGCCAUCGCCAGUCCACAGUGAUCAUAAUCAGUGAGCAGCAGUAGGAAAUUUUAAGAGUGUUUAAAUUUCAUUGGUAGGUUGUUUUGAGAAGAGACAUGAAAAUGCAUGAGAAAUGUCAA